Molecule: messenger RNA, 1899 nt
Organism: Plasmodium fragile
Lineage: Eukaryota; Apicomplexa; Aconoidasida; Haemosporida; Plasmodiidae
Exons: 2
Coding region: 1-1899 (632 amino acids)
Source: RefSeq, a predicted model, not a curated record
AUGAAGUACUUUAUGCACAUCGUUUGUAUGUUCGCGAUCCGCGUAACCCUUUUCCAACCUCAUGGCACGACUAACGCCGAACAGGUGAUUAUGCCAAAUGGUUAUUUAAGACAUGGAAACACACAAGACAACUACAUGCAAGCGGGAACACCGGCAGCGCCAUCACCGGCAGCGGCAACGGCAGCACAACAACAACACAACAGUGGCGUUAUUGCAGGUACAUCGAGUGCAGGUCAUACAACGGAUUCGCACGACGCUCCGAAGCAAACGAACGACGACGCGGCGAACAUAAAGAACGGCGAACCGGACUUCUGGGGACAGUGGCAGAAGGAAUCUCUUCAAGAGUGGAGUUCUUGGAAGGAUGACACUGGAUCCGAAGCUAGCCACAAGGCUAAAGGUACUGGAACUACACAGAUCACGACAGGUAACGGUCCGGAGGAUUCACCGCCGGCACCCGCCCCCGCACCGGGACCAGUACCACCAGGUGCAGGAGAACCAUCAGCUGCAGCAUCACCUACAACACCAGAAGCGGUCGAAGAGACAGCCACGGACCCACCAGCACCAUCUGCACCGGCACCAGGGCCGAAACCACCAACAGUAUCAACACCGUCAGAACCAUCAUCAGGGCCGGAUGCAUCAGGGAGGGACACACCACCAACGGCACUGGCACCACCUCAGGCGCCUAACUCCGACAACACCGAAGUAACAUCGCAGGAUGUCAGUAACAAUGGGCACAAGGGUGAAACCGGCCCGUCUGGUGCAGUGGGUCCAGUCGGUGGAAAAGGUGAAACAGGCCCCGCACCGCCAGAUGGUAAACCCAUUGAUUCCGGCGCCCUAGGGGCCACCGUUGUUAGUGGCGGCAAGGUUAGUACCGGGGACGACCCCCCUCCUCUCAAUCCACCCAAACCAAAACCCAACCCGCACCCAAAUCAAUCGGGUAGUAGUGGCAGUUUCAAUGAUGCUGAUUUGGCAGAUGGAGUUUCUGGUGGGGAAGGACAAGAAGGUGGGGAUGGUACUACCCAAGGCAGUGGAGGAGGUCAAUCCUCUGGUAAUGGUUCCACUGGUCACCAAACCCCUGCUUCCUCCGGUAUCGGCUCUACUCACCCGGGGGCACCUGCCACUCGUGUAACCAUAAAGGAUGAGUGGGACACAGAAUUGGAUAAAAUCCCUUUAUGGGGAAUAGGAUCUGUAACAACACCCUCCGCUACCACAAACGACGCGUCGAAAUCAUCGGACACAGCACCCUCCGAAUCAACCUCGCAGCACGGCGCAUUAGAACUACUCGACAUGUCCAAGGAGCCAUCUGACAAUUUUAUCGAUAAAGACGAAGAAGUGUUGCCCGAAAUCGAAUAUCUAGAAAACGAAGAGCCAGAUUUUAUGGAAGAAACCGAUCCGUCGUCAUCACACGACGCAGACGACGAGGCAAACGCAGAUGGAAGCGAGUUGGACGACGCAACAUUGGACAAAGUGUUGCAGGAGGAGCAGUUGGACGACGUCAACGACGAGGACGAUGAGGAGCACGACGGAGGAGAUGACGAGGCGGAACUGCAUACACCUGCGCACGGCGGCCAAUCCGACACGAACGAAUCCACCCCAUCCGGGCCGUCGCCAUUGGACCCGUCGAAAGCGGCCACGCAACAACAAACACAACACAACGCGGAUAGUAGUGUAAGCAACAGCACACCAUCCACACCACCAUCAGCAUCACAAAAGCCACAACAACCGUUCACGGAUAAAAACGCGCAUGCGCUGCUCGCAGGAAAUACUAACAACACGAUAGACUUAAAGAAAACCACACACCAAUUGACCCAACAGAUCCUCAGUACCAUACAAGGAGACACACAGUUCCUAGACACACUGAAAGAUUUGACCAAAGAUUUAAGUAACAUUUUUUUCUAG